AGCUCGUGACGCAGUGCCCGGCUCUUCCUCCUUGAGCGUCUUCCUCCCUGGGCUGUUCCGGAUGAGACGCCUCCGCCCCCUCCGCCCCUCUCAUCCUCUUAUCAGCGAGUAAGCGGCCAACAUGGAUGUCGUCAACCAGUUGGUGGCCCAAGGGCAAUUCACAAUAAUCAAGCAACCACUGGGAUUUAUAAAAGUCCUCCAAUGGAUCUUUGCGAUCUUCGCCUUCUCGACAUGCGGCAGUUACUCCGGCAUGUUCAAGAUGAGCGUGGAGUGUCAAAACCGGUCGGACAGUGACCUCGCCAUCGAAGUAAAAUUUGAAUAUCCAUUCAGGCUCCAUCAGGUAUACUUUGAUGCCCCCACCUGUAAGGGUGGGAACCCUGAGCGUCUAUUCCUGGUCGGUGACUACUCUUCCUCAGCGGAAUUCUUUGUCACCAUCGGUGUCUUCUCCUUCCUCUACUCCAUGGCAGCCCUCUCUGUCUACUGUUUUGUCUUGGAGAAGUACCGUGAAAACAACAAGGGUCCCCAGAUUGACUUUGUAGUGACGGCGGUGUUCGCCUUCAUGUGGCUGGUGUCGUCUUGCGCCUGGGCCAAAGGGCUGUCCGAUGUGAAGACGGCCACCGACCCCGAGAGAGUCAUCACCCUCAUCACAGCCUGCGACGAACGAGAGAAUCGCUGCCGUGAGCUCUACGACCCCAAAGUCUCCGGACUCAACACUUCGGUGGCUUUUGGCUUCAUCAACCUGAUCCUGUGGAUAGGAAACCUGUGGUUCGUCUUCAAGGAGACCGGUUGGAUGGGGGCCUUCGCGGGAACGUACAUGCCGUCGCAGGAAAAGCAGCCCGCCCCCGAUUCCUUCGCCCAGGCCGGCUACGGUCAACAGGACCCCUACGCCGGCUCCCAGGGAGGCUACCAACCCGAAUAUGGCCAGCAGGGAGGCUACAACGAGGAGGGAGGCUACAGCCAGGGCUACGAACAGCAGCCCACCUCCUACUCCAAUCAAAUGUGAGCCUGUGCGCUGACGCCACAGCUGCAAGAUGGGUGACCUUGUGAUUCCGGCGCUCAACCGCCGCCUGCAUUUCUGCACUCGUCUGUUAGUCUGUUUGUGUACAUGUGAGUUGGGGUGGGGGAGGGCUAUACGCGGGAGGGUGGAAAGGCCAAAAGUGGGUCGUGACCACCUUUAGGGAUGAGGAAGGGGUCAGGGAGGGAGGGCUUGGAGUCUUUGCUGUAACAUGAUGUUUAUUCUCGUGAUGUAUUUAACUAUAGAAGACAACAGAGGAUUGUCUGUUUGGUUAUACGAGAAAAACUUGAAUACAAAUACCAAAACAUUCAUUGACCUUGAACAUUUAAGAGGAAAUCUUGUCAUGGAAAAAAGAUUUGCAUUUAUGGGCGGGGUAAAAACAUUGUAGUAAUAUUUAACUUGAGAGAAUGUAUUGUCUGUGCUGUGUAAAUAUCAACAUGCUAAUAUAUAUAUAUGUGUAUGUAUAUAUAUAAAUAUAUAUAUAUAUAUAUAUAUAUAUAUAUAUAAAUAUAUAUAUAUAUAUAUAUAUAUGAUUCUAUGUACUCCGUUGAAUAAUUGUGCACUCCAUGUUAGUUGUUAUACAACAAAUGUAGAGCACAGAGUUAUUCAAUUGGAUUUAUUUGGGUUCUGUCUAGGAGUGCAUAGUUUGGCCUUUGCCCUUCAGCUCCUCUCCCGUCCAGUAUUCACACCAACGUUGUUUUUUGUUGUUGUUUUUUUAAAUUCAUGACAUCAACUCUUUUUUUUUUUUUUUUUUUUUUGCGGUAGCAUUAGAAGCAGGGUGAAGGCCGAUGAAUUCUUAUGGAAAGGACUAUAAAGAGAAUUAACUGACCCUGGCUUUCUGACGCCCACCUUGGUGGGACACAAAAGCUGGUAGGUGCAACGGGUGGAAUUUGAAAGAAAUGGGAGUGCCAGGUGUGGCAUUGUAUUGAUACAAUUCUCUACCAAAUGUACAUUUUUUUUUUUUUUUUUUACCGGGAUGAACAUAAAUGCAACAUUUUGUGAGGUGAUGAAUAUGGGAAAGGACCUCAAAAAGGUGAUUUAUUUGGCCUAAGAAUAAUCAUCAGCAAUUUGAAGAGAGGGCCUUCACACUGCAUGCACCCGAAUUAAUAACAAGUAAUUAUGUGUAUAAAAGGGGACUUUUAGCAAUAGCAGUGCUUUGAAGUAGAUUUGUUUUCCACUUUAUUUCUCCGGGUGUUUUUUUUCCCCCGUCGCUGUCAAGAGGACGUGCGAAUAUUUCCAAUCCAACACUUAAAGAUAAUAUUAGUGGCAUACUUGAUUGCAUCUUCUAGUUCAUGUGCUCUUUCACAAACUGCUGUUGUGUGCUUUGAACAUUCUUAAUCAGGGCGGCGAGUGUCCGUUUUAGAAGUGCCCGUGUUUAUUUGUGGGUAUCGGCCAGAUUUUGUCAGUGAAUUUUGUCCUGUUUGUGCGGUUCAGAAAGUUGUAAGACACAGUCCUAUAAUUUUGUCCCCCCCUUUACAUUAACUUGACCUCUGGGUAAAUGAAAAUAAGUUAUGGUACAUGUUUAAGACCUUGCCCUGGUAAACCUUUUAAAGUAGUCCAAACAAAAUGCCAGAGAUGUUUUUUCCGCAUCUAAAAUCCUCCUUUGAAUGGCAAGUGAAAUUACUGCACGCAUCAUCUUCCUCUUACCCUGAGGUAUCCCUAAGCUUAUUUGAGAGGCCGGAGGACGGCAGCAGACUCCGCAGUGACACAACGGCAUGUUAGAUCCAUCUACAGUUACACAAAGCACAAUUUAGGCAAUAAAGAUAAUUCAACAGCCCUGCCAGUUGUGUUUGAAGUGGUUGCAGAUGUGUCAUCCUUUGUAGUUUUGCUUCCACAGACCUCACCUGAAUGAAUCCUUGUCCAUCUCCAACGGUUAACACCGAAUUCACUCUCUUUAUUUCCAACUUUUCUCCUGUUCCCCCCCAAACACAGUUUUAUUCUCUCUGUAGCUCUUAUAAAUAUGCUCACAUGAAAUAUACUCUGUUGUUAGUGGUGAAUGAUGUCUUGUGAUACUCUCUACACCUUUGGAUAGUGCUGUGUUUAUUGUGUAUGACGUAUACAUAUUAGUAUUUAUGAUAAUGAUAAGUCAGAGAAGAAAAAUAUCCAAGACUCUCCAGAAUUCUGCUGUAUUCUUACUGUAUGGGCUCCAUGUGAAACAAAAAUGAAAUAAACUUGAAAUUAUUCUGUUGAA
Molecule: messenger RNA, 3206 nt
Organism: Phyllopteryx taeniolatus (common seadragon)
Lineage: Eukaryota; Metazoa; Chordata; Actinopteri; Syngnathiformes; Syngnathidae
Gene: sypb
Product: synaptophysin b
Exons: 7
Coding region: 122-1003 (293 amino acids)
Cellular component (GO): presynaptic active zone; synaptic vesicle membrane; synaptic vesicle
Source: RefSeq, a predicted model, not a curated record